Haemorhous mexicanus (house finch) is the source of this 1142-nucleotide messenger RNA. It is a transcript of the gene UBE2I, whose product is annotated as ubiquitin conjugating enzyme E2 I. NCBI's taxonomy places the organism in Eukaryota, Metazoa, Chordata, Aves, Passeriformes, Fringillidae. Gene Ontology annotation, cellular component: nucleus. Gene Ontology annotation, molecular function: SUMO conjugating enzyme activity. The record is from RefSeq and is a predicted model, not a curated record. Bases 69 to 545 code for a protein of 158 amino acids. The transcript has 7 exons. Gene Ontology annotation, biological process: protein sumoylation.
UCCGGGUCACUCGCGCGGCCUCGAUCCGGGACACGCGCGGCGGCGGCGGCUCUCGAGGGACUCUGAAUAUGUCUGGCAUAGCUCUUAGCAGACUUGCACAGGAGAGAAAAGCCUGGAGAAAAGAUCAUCCAUUUGGAUUUGUAGCAGUACCUACAAAAAAUCCAGAUGGCACAAUGAAUCUAAUGAACUGGGAGUGUGCUAUUCCAGGAAAGAAAGGGACACCGUGGGAAGGAGGCUUAUUUAAACUACGGAUGCUUUUCAAGGAUGACUACCCUUCUUCACCCCCAAAGUGUAAAUUUGAACCACCGUUAUUCCACCCAAACGUGUAUCCUUCAGGCACCGUGUGUCUCUCCAUCUUAGAGGAGGAUAAGGACUGGCGGCCAGCAAUCACAAUUAAACAGAUCUUGUUAGGCAUACAAGAACUUCUAAAUGAACCAAAUAUUCAAGACCCAGCUCAAGCAGAGGCUUACACAAUUUACUGCCAAAACAGAGUGGAAUAUGAAAAGAGGGUUCGAGCACAAGCCAAGAAGUUUGCACCAUCAUAAGCAUUUGUCACGCAGCAUCUUAAAAAGGAAGGGAUUGGUUUGGCAAGAACUUGUUUACAAAACUUUUGCAAAAUGUAAUGUUGCUAUGUACAAUUAAUAAUCCACAUAAGGGGAGGGGGUUGUAUGUGUGCCAUUUUCCAUAUUCGCCAGUUGUAUACAGUUCUAAAUUUGCUGAAUUGCCCCCAGUUUUUUCAUACAGGGUCUCUUCCUUCAGUCUUUUGUAUUUUUGAUUGUUAUGUAAAACUUGCUUUUAUUUUAAUAUUGAUGUCAGUAUUUCAACUGCUGUAAAAUUAUAAACUUUUAUACUUCUAUAAAUUCACUAGUACCUCUAGUUACUUUGCUAUCUGAUGCAGGCAUGCUUUAAAAUGUUAGAACUAUAUUUAGCCUCUAGCUGGCUGUAUGAAAAAAAAAAUCAUGCCCUCCACCCCCUUCCCUCCCUGAAUUUGUUUUUUCUAUCUUUCAGAAACUAGGUUGUUAUUGCUUAAGAGCCUCUGAGAUCCAAAGUUAGCCAGCAUCCUUAUUCUGCAUCACUUUCUUUGUGUUUAUAUGGCAUUCUGUCUGUGUUGCUGUUUAGAGUAAAUAAACUGUUUAUAUAAA